Messenger RNA from Coccinella septempunctata (seven-spotted ladybird), 1265 nucleotides. RefSeq names its product zinc transporter ZIP11 (gene Zip48C). Gene Ontology annotation, molecular function: zinc ion transmembrane transporter activity. NCBI's taxonomy places the organism in Eukaryota, Metazoa, Arthropoda, Insecta, Coleoptera, Coccinellidae. The record is from RefSeq and is a predicted model, not a curated record. The coding region runs from base 139 to 1170 and encodes 343 amino acids. The transcript has 7 exons. Gene Ontology annotation, cellular component: membrane. Gene Ontology annotation, biological process: zinc ion transmembrane transport.
CAGAAUUGAUUGCCGCGCAUGGCAACUGAAGGAAAAGAACGAUAUUUCUACUCCGGAGUAUUCCCGGUCUAAUGGCAGUCCGUGUCGGUCCGCGAUUUUGUUAGGUUAGCGCUAGCGUUAGGUAAAUAAAUAAAUAAAAUGAUUCAGGGAUAUGGACCUGUUAUGCAGGCAUUCCUAGGUACCCUUUUCACCUGGGGAUUGACCGCUGCAGGUGCUGCUGUUGUGAUUUUCAUUCAGGGUUCGCAGCGAAAACUACUCGAUGCAAGUUUAGGAUUUGCUGCGGGGGUAAUGACAGCAGCAUCAUUCUGGUCGCUACUUGCCCCUGCCAUUGAAAUGGCUGUCGAUUCAAAAUUUUAUGGAUUGAACGGGGAAUAUGCCUUUGCCCCUGUGAGCCUGGGGUUUCUGUUAGGGGCCCUUUUUGUUUAUAGCACAGAUGUUCUCAUUACGUACCUAGGAAUAAGUUCACCAAAUGUAAUGCUAGCGCUAAACUCGUCGUCCCUUCCUCGUAAAGAUAGGAGAAACAGUAUAAUGAGAGGAUCCCACUAUGUUUUACCGGACACGACUGCCAUUGACGGGUUUCCAGAUGCUGGAGGUGUUCUUCAACGUCGAAGGGUAGGUACACCGAAAAAUACUUCUCGAAGUAUUGAACAAGAAGUUUCUAAACAGAGUUUCGAGGAUGCCUCUGUUAUUGAAGAGAUACAACACGGCCAAUGGAAGAGGAUCCUUCUCCUUGUGAUAGCCAUCACUGUUCACAAUAUACCAGAAGGUUUGGCCGUGGGUGUUGAUUUUGCUGCCAUUGGUAGUUCUCCCUCUGCCACGUUCGAGAAUGCCAGAAAUCUUGCUAUUGGUAUAGGCAUCCAGAACUUCCCUGAAGGACUAGCUGUCGCAUUACCACUGCAAGCUUCCGGAUUCUCCACGUGGAAGAGUUUAUGGUACGGUCAGCUCAGCGGCAUGGUAGAACCGAUCUUCGGAGUAUUGGGAGCCUUGGCCGUUGCUUAUGCGAGACCUGCACUUCCCUACGCGUUGGCCUUUGCAGCAGGGGCAAUGAUAUACGUUGUGAUAGACGACAUCAUACCAGAAGCCAACACAAAUGGCAAUGGAAAACUAGCCACCUGGAGCGCAAUGAUAGGAUUCUUAGUCAUGAUGUCUCUUGACGUUGGAUUAGGAUAAGUUUGUUCAAGAUGCUUUCAUCAAGAUGGGCAUAUGGGUCAUUAAGAAUGACGAGAGAAUCAAGAAGAAUUUUCCUACAAUGAAUAUAAUUUAGU